Messenger RNA from Ophidiomyces ophidiicola, 324 nucleotides. RefSeq lists its product as uncharacterized. The transcript has 2 exons. Gene Ontology annotation, biological process: translational termination. Gene Ontology annotation, cellular component: mitochondrion. NCBI's taxonomy places the organism in Eukaryota, Fungi, Ascomycota, Eurotiomycetes, Onygenales, Onygenaceae. The record is from RefSeq and is a predicted model, not a curated record. Gene Ontology annotation, molecular function: translation release factor activity. Bases 1 to 324 code for a protein of 107 amino acids.
AUGUCGCAAAAUAAAACCUCCUCCGCAGUGCAACUCAAGCACCUCCCCACAAACAUCGUCGUAAAGUCUCAAGCUACCCGUUCACGCUCCCAGAAUCGUAAAAUUGCCAUGCAGAUUCUGGCCGAGAAAGUCGAGCAGCUUAAAAAAGGUGAUCGGAGUCGCGCCGCGAUCGUGGCGGAGACGAAGAGGAAAAGAAAGGCAAGCAAAGUGAAAAAGUCUAAAAGGAAGUAUAGGUUGCUAGAUGAGGAGAAGUCCAAUCAAGGAAAAGAGAAUAUAGAUGAGGUCACCAAGGAGAAACAGAGCGAGGAAGUGCAUGAGUUGUAA